UGCGGCUUGGUAGCCUCCUUAUAAAAAUCAGAAGCCGAAGGCUGCAUUCUUCUGCUGUUUGUGAGACCGCCGUGCAGACUUUCUUGACCAAAACUCGUCUUUACCAUGUCUUUUGUACAAGAGUUUCUACGACAGGCCUUAUAUCUGGAUGACCACUCUGAACAGGCAACUCAAAAAACUAGCGGAGGUCUUAAAGGGGCUCCAACUUAUGACGCUGCUGCUGAUGCUUCUGCCUUAGACAAGGCCAUGAAAACUAAAGGUGUCGAUGAAGCAACAAUAACUAGUAUUUUGACAAAAAGAAAUAAUGCUCAGCGCCAGGCCAUUAAGACGGCAUACCAGAGCUCCACUGGAAAGUCUCUGGAGGACGCUUUGAAGAGUGCCCUCUCUGGUAACUAUGAGAUGACUGUACUGGCUCUACUGAAAACCCCAGCAGAAUAUGAUGCUCAGCAACUUAAAUAUGCCACCAAGGGGCUGGGAACUAAUGAGGACAUUCUUAUUGAAAUCUUAGCAUCAAGAACAAACAAGGAGCUCAGAGAUAUAAACAGGGUUUACAAAGAACUAUACAAGAAUGAUCUGUCAAAGGAUAUAACCUCAGAUACCUCUGGAGAUUUCCAGAAAGCAUUGCUUGCACUUGCAAAGGGGGACCGCAGUGAAGAUGCUCGUGUAAAUGAUGAACUUGUGGAUAAUGAUGCCAGGGCCUUGUAUGAAGCAGGUGAAAAAAGAAAAGGAACAGAUGUUCCAGUGCUCAUCAACAUCCUCACGUUACGCAGUUAUUCCCACCUGCAGAGAGUGUUUCAAAGAUACAGGAGCUACAGUAAGCAUGAUGUGAACAAGGCAUUGGAUCUGGAGUUGAAAGGAGACAUUGAAAACUGUCUUACGGCCAUUGUGAAAUGUGCCGCCAGCAGAGCUGCUUUCUUUGCUGAAAAACUCUACUUGUCAAUGAAGGGCUCUGGAACUCGGGACAAAGAUUUAAUUCGAAUUAUGGUUUCCCGUUCAGAAAUAGACAUGAAUGAAAUCAAGGCUAGUUACAAGGCAAUGUAUGGAAAAACAUUGCCUCAGGCAAUUUUGGAUGACACCAAAGGAGAUUAUGAGACCAUCUUGGUGGCUCUGAGUGGAGAUCAUUAAACAAGAUCUGAUCACAAUCUUGAAGAUAUUUGCUUAAGCCAUGGCAGACAACUAUAAGCAGCAUCAAUAUCUCAAUGCAAUAUGACAUUCCAUUGCAAAUGUUUUGCAUAUCGUGUUUUAGAACAUGGUUUUAUUAUACAUGCUACCUUCAAAUCAUGUUACUCUUUGUCAAUUUCCAAUUUCAAAUAUUUGUGAACAUAUAUACACAUUAAAGUUCAUAUAAAAAAAGUGA
This is a messenger RNA of Bufo gargarizans (Asiatic toad), 1357 nucleotides long. RefSeq names its product annexin A1-like. Gene Ontology annotation, biological process: regulation of interleukin-1 production; arachidonate secretion; positive regulation of vesicle fusion. Gene Ontology annotation, cellular component: cytoplasm; plasma membrane. Bases 106 to 1125 code for a protein of 339 amino acids. The record is from RefSeq and is a predicted model, not a curated record. Gene Ontology annotation, molecular function: phospholipase A2 inhibitor activity; cadherin binding involved in cell-cell adhesion; calcium ion binding. NCBI's taxonomy places the organism in Eukaryota, Metazoa, Chordata, Amphibia, Anura, Bufonidae. The transcript has 13 exons.